AUGGAAGCUGUUGCAUUUCGCCGAAUGCUUCAAGCACCGGCAGGAGUCGGAAACUCCAUGCUCCGUCAUGGCCAACGCUCUGUCCUCCCCGCCAUGCGCAAGUACAGCUCAGCACCAACCGUUGCGCAACCUUCAUUCUGGAAAUCCCUAAUACCAAAGCCCUGGCGCCCAAAGGAGAAGCGGCCUGAUGUCAACUUCGGACCCCCCAAGACCCUCAAGAAGCCCAAGAAGGACUGGAACCCUGCCACGUUCUACAUCGUCAUCUUCCUCUUCAUCGGUUCCAUGUCCAUCCAGAUGAUCUCCCUCAGGAAAGACUUCAACACUCACAUGAGGAGAGCCGAAACCAAGAUCGGCAUCUUACGAGAGGUUGUCGAGAAGCUCCAGCGCGGAGAGGACGUCGAUGUCGAGAAGGCCCUGGGCACAGGAGAUGCUGAACACGAGAAAGAGUGGGAGAACGUGUUAAGGGAAAUUCAACAAGACGACGUCAUACAAACUCCAAAGCGACCAGAUCGGCCGAGACACUCUUCCGGCGCAAGAGACGAACCCAAGCCAGAACCGACGCCAGCACCAGACUCAAAAUCACGCUCGGAAAGUACGACGGAGAAGCCCAAGUCCUCGACCCCCAGCUUUUCUGGAUUCUAUUAA
Molecule: messenger RNA, 645 nt
Organism: Truncatella angustata
Lineage: Eukaryota; Fungi; Ascomycota; Sordariomycetes; Amphisphaeriales; Sporocadaceae
Exons: 1
Coding region: 1-645 (214 amino acids)
Source: RefSeq, a predicted model, not a curated record